Messenger RNA from Auanema sp. JU1783, 345 nucleotides. NCBI's taxonomy places the organism in Eukaryota, Metazoa, Nematoda, Chromadorea, Rhabditida, Rhabditidae. The record is from the annotation of a GenBank genome assembly.
AUGUUGAGAAUAGCUCUUGUGUUGUUUCUUGUUCAUCUCAGCUCAGCCGAAUGGUAUUGUGGAGUCUACAGUGUUGAUAGCUUCUUAUCCCGAGUUCUCUGCUAUCCAUCCACCUACUCCAAUGAAAUCAAUCAAUGCUGUCGUAUACAUGACCGUGAUUAUGAUGACAUAGAAGCUAAAAGAUGUGAUUUGAUGCAGACAUACUGUACGCAUAAACGAACAGUCUCUGAUGAACAGUUUUGCAGUUGUUUGAAAGGAGUUCCCAGCUUAUACGUGAGAGCUAUUGUUGCGCCAACAUUCUGUGGAGUUGUCAACGUUUUCUCUUUCUUCAAAAAUAUCUUUUAG